This is a messenger RNA of Paramecium sonneborni, 2010 nucleotides long. The record is from the annotation of a GenBank genome assembly. NCBI's taxonomy places the organism in Eukaryota, Ciliophora, Oligohymenophorea, Peniculida, Parameciidae.
AUGACUAAUGAACACUUUUUAAAAGAAUCAACAAGAUUAAUCAGGAAGGUUCUUAUUUAAUUAUUACUUUUAGGGUUGUCUUAGGAAGAAUAUAUAAUUAUUGGAGAGAGUAAAAAAUAGUGAUUUUGAACUGAAUAAAUCUUAAGAAAUGGAAAUUUUGAGAAGAUAAGUUUAUUCUUUAAACAAAAUCUUAGAGAGUUAUCUUUAUAGAAAUAUAUCCUUCUAUAAAAAAACUGCAUUGAUUGUAAUUAGCAAGUCAAAGUAAUUUUUGUAAUAAUGGUAUGAUUUGAUAAGAUCGUAAUUUAAACAUAAAAAGCCAAGUAAUUUACAUCAUUAAUUUAUCCUAGAUAUUAAAAUGAUAUAAUUUUUUUUAUAUGAACUUCUUAAGUAUACUUAGAAUAUAAGUAUUAAGUUUUAUAGAGAAGAAACUUAUCAUUUAUCAUAUUUUUAUUGCAAUGCUUCAAAAUAGGUGUUAGAGUAAUUAAAUGGAUUUAAAUUCAAAGUAUUUUUUGAUUAACUUUUUUAACGAUUAGAUUUGGUAAUAUUCAUCAAGAGAAGUUUGGACUGAUAUAAUUAUGGGAAAUAUGUUAUUAUAAAAUUAGAAGUAUAUAUUUAAUUUCAUUAAAAAAGUUUUGAAUUAGCAAGUGUUGAAUUUGAAAAUAGUUUGAUGAAAAUUCAAAAAAAUAUUUUGUAAAUAAUUAGUUAUAAAAUUGAAAAGAGUUUAUCAAAAGAAAAAGUUAAAAAAUAUGCUAUUAGAUAAGUAAUUAAGUUAAAAUGUAAUUUAGAUGAUAAUGCUUUUUCAUAUAUUUUAUUUACUUUGUAUCUCCUAUCUAUAUUCUGAUAAAUUAUCAAAAUAUUAGGAACUUUUAAAAUUACUUUAUUAUUUAAAUAAGCACAAUUAGUAUAAUGGUGAAUAAUCUAAAUUGUUAAAAGAUUUUAUAAAGUAACAUAAUCACAAAUUGGAAAUUUACUUACAAGAAUAAGGUGAGAUAUAAAAGAUAAUGUCAUAAAUGUAUGAGAUUCCAGAAACUAAGGCAGAAGAAAAGCCUAAUUAUAUUGAUGAACAUUUCUAUAAGAAAUAUCAAAUAAAAGAAUUAAACAAUCAAGCUUUUUUUAGAAAUAACUACUAAGUUAAAUAAAUUUAAAAGAGAUGUUCAAUUAUAAUAAAAGGGAAAGAUAAAAGAUAAAAUAGCCCAACUAUUCAUUAAAAUUAACCUUUAACUUAAUAUUAUGAUACAACAAUUAAUAUUAAUUUGAAAUCAUAAUAAAAUUAAUCAUAAUCUCCAAAUACAAAUCUUAAAUAAUAAUAAUUAUUAUUUUCAAAAAAGAAUAUUAAAAAAGAAAGCUUUUCUUAUAUAAAAUCAGAAAGAGAAUCAAUGAAAUAUUUGGAUACAAAAAUAUAAGGUUCUUUAAAAAAAGAAUCUUUUUAUUCUUAUAAUGAGCUUAGUAAAGAUAUGGAAACUAAUAUAUCGAUAAAUAGUGAUGAAUAGAAGUAAUUAAAAUCUGAUAGAUCAUUACUAAGAUCUAAGAGUAUAAGAGAAAAUAAAAGAGAUAUAAAUUAAUAAACAAAAAUGGCGAUAUUUAAUUUAAUUGAAGCGAAAUCUUUGUAUUAUAUGGAGGUUUAAAAGGCAAAUUGUAAAUUAAAGAAUAUAUAAUAAUUAAAGGAUCAGUAAUAAAAAAAGAUGAUUUCUGAUAAAUUAAUAUAAGAUAUGAAAUAUAUUUAAAAGCAACCAUCAAUGAUGCUAAGUACAGAAUAAUUAGAGGAGAAAGAUGGAAACCAGAUUUAUAAAGAAGUUGUUAAUGUAAUUUUGUUUUGUAAUUUAAAAGGAUCUUAAAAAAUUGGCUGAUAAUUAUAUAAGUAAAUUGUAAAUGUAUGAAAAAUCGUCAGUUCGAUAAAGAAUAUAUACUUAAUAACAAUAAGGAAAUAGUUAGUAAUAAAAUGGUAUUCCUGCUAUUGCAAAAUGUAAAGAGUUGUCAAAAUCAAUUUAAUAAUAAAAAGAAUUUUAUUGA